AUGUCAUUCACUUCCGGAGAAAAAAACUUGCUGCAACUGAACCAAAAGAGCUUCGACUUCAACAUCCAAUUCGAGCAGUUGUUCUUCUCCAUUAUCCCGUCUGCUCUGUUCAUUGUCACCUCAUUAUGGCGAACUGUUUCCCAGGCGCGGAAGCCCACUGUGGUGAAUGCGCCGGUGUUCCAACUCGUCAAAUUAGGUGCCAUCACAACCUACGUUGGGCUUGAACUCUCGCUUCUCAUCUUGGUUGCGGCUGGAUCAUUCCAAGUAACCAGCAUAUCUAUAGCUUCUUCGGUUCUCAAACUUGUAUCGGCUCUGUUCAUGAUAGCGCUGAGUGUCCUCGAUCACAGCCGGAGCCCAAGGCCGUCGGUGCUGUUGAACAGCUACUUGUUCCUCACCCUUCUUCUGGACGCAGCUCAAACAAGAACAUUUUUUCUAUCAUCAAAUGAUAAGCCUGAGCUCGCCUACAGCAGUAUUUUCAGUGCGACUCUAGCUCUAAAGAUUGGAAUACUGCUCCUGGAGGCGAAGCAAAAGACCAGAUGGGUUAGCUGGGAUGAAAAGAAGCAUAGUCCAGAGGAGACGAGCGGUAUCUUCUCUCUUGGCGUCUUCUUCUGGCUGAACAAAAUGUUCCUGAUGGGGUACAGUAAAGUGUUGACGAUCGAUGAUCUUUAUCCCCUGGAUAGCGCAUUCGACUCUAAAGCGAUCCAUGAUGAGUUCGCUAGGAAUAUCGACUACUCCAAACUAAAAGGCGACAAAUACGGCCUUGUGAAGGUGCUUGCGCGCACACUAAAAGUACCUCUCCUGCUUCCCAUCCUGCCACGCUUGGCCCGCCUUGCUUUCACAUUUAGUCAACCGCUCUUCCUUGAAAAGCUGCUGGAUUAUCUAUCCCAGCCCAGACUGGACCCAAAUGUCGGAUACGGUUUUAUAGGAGCUAGCAUGUUGAUUUAUUCAGGGCUUGCUAUCUCCUGGGCCUUCACCUGGUACUUCCAACACCGGAUGCGCACGAUGGUAAGCUCGAUACUGGUUACCGAGAUCUACAACAAAGCCACGAAAGCUCGUAUUGGGAACGGCGACGACACUGCCGUGCUGACUCUGAUGAGCACGGAUAUCGAGCGAAUCAGGAUGGGACUUAGGUCGCUGCAUGAGAUGUGGGCAAGCGUAAUACAGGCUGCCCUGGCUGGGUGGAUGCUGUACGACCGACUUGGAGUAGCCUUCGUGGCACCAAUGGCAGUUGUUAUAGCUUGCUUCGCUGGCCUGGGGAUUCUUGUAAACUUCACCGGGGACUCGCAGAGGGCCUGGAUGGCAGGAGUUCAGAAGCGCGUAGGUCUCACGUCCACGGUCAUUGCCAGCAUGAAAAACCUUAAGAUCUCUGGCCUUGCUGCUGCCAUUGGCGACUUUGUGCAGAAUCUUCGAGUCGAAGAGCUAGCUUCUGGCGCUCGGUUUCGCACAAUAUUCAUCGUUGCCGCCAUCUUUGCCUUUAUUCCUCAGCUGAUCAGUCCAGCGUUAACCUUCGCAUUCACUUCAAGUAAACUGGAUGCCUCGAAGAUGUUCACGAGUCUUUCUUUCCUCACACUUUUGACCUACCCACUAUCGCAGGUCUUUCAAUCUAUUCCCGAUCUUGUCUCUGGGCUGGCCUGUUUAGGCCGAAUCCAGGCCUUCCUGGAGUGUGAGAACCACCAUGACUUUCGCCAAGUGCUUACUGAAAUGGAGCAAAGUGCGGAGAAAUCCCAAGUGGAUACUAAAUCAUCCUCUGAUUUGGGUCCCGAUGUGGCUCAUCCUAUUGUCAUUCAGAAUGGGCAGUUUGGUUGGGAAGCGGACAAGUUCGUCUUGCGGGAUAUAAAUGCUCGAGUGUCCAAGUCUUCGCUCAAUAUUGUCAUUGGACCUGUUGGCUCGGGGAAGUCUACGCUUUGCAAGACAUUACUUGGAGAAAUCCCUUUCAGCCAAGGAAGUGUGGUUAUGAGCACUAGGUUUGCCCACGUCGGAUUUUGCGACCAAACGGCAUUCCUCUCCAAUGGGUCCAUCAGAGACAACAUCGUAGGAUUCUCUCCAUUCCACCAGGAGAGGUAUGACGAAGUCAUUGAAGUCACAGCUCUGGGUGUCGACCUUGCUACACUUCCACAGGGAGACCGGACGAAUAUCGGAUCUGACGGGAUCGCCCUAUCUGGUGGCCAGAAACAACGAGUUUCGUUGGCGCGGGCUCUAUAUCUUUACUCCGAUUUACUUGUACUCGAUGAUAUCUUCAGUGGCUUAGAUGUCGACACUGAGGAGCAGGUUUUCCGUCAAGUGUUUGGGCCUGAUGGUCUACUCCGACGACGAGGCUCUACAGUCGUGCUGUGUACCCACAGCGUCAGACACCUACCCGCAGCAGAUCAUAUCAUAGCACUUGAAGACGGCGCUAUUGCUGAGCAAGGUAGCUUUGACAGACUGAUGACCACUCAGGGAUACGUUCAGCGGUUGGAAUUAAAGGCCUCUUCCAACAGCGAUGCUUCGUCCGACAAAACACCUUCCAAGCAGAGUGUGCGUGAAUCGAAGCCGCAGCUGCUCCAGACAACGACGAUCCCAUCAUCUCCUGGGUCGGAUACGGACGCAUCGCGGCAGGUUGGAGACAAAACGAUAUACAAGCAUUAUUUUAAAAGCAUGGGGUGGCUUGUGGGAGGAUGUAGCUUAUUUUUUGCUGCUCUUUGGGGCUUCUUCACAAACUUUGCAACCGUCUGGCUCACAUACUGGACUGAUGACAACUCGGAACAUCCGGCGCACUCUCACUCUUACUAUGCCGGGAUAUAUGCAUUGUUCCAAGUCAGCGCUUUGAUAUCGCUGGUUAUUCUCGGAGUCGCACUUCUCAUCUUCUCGGUCAAACGAGCCGGUGCCAGUCUCCACCAAGAAGCCCUGCGCACGCUCAUCCAUGCCCCGCUGCGCUUCUUCACCAACACGGAUACCGGCGUCGUGACAAACUUAUUUUCUCAAGACUUGAACCUUAUCGAUACAGAGUUGCCGGAGUCAACAUUGAACACCCUGUUCUGUAAACCGUGCACACUGACAAAGACCUCGCAGGCCUUUCAAGCAAUUGGACAAGCAGCUGUUAUGCUUACGUCGUCUGUGUACUUGGCCGUCAGCUACCCGCUUCUCGGUGGCCUCCUGUAUCUGCUGCAAAAGUUCUACCUGCGGACUUCCAGACAGCUGCGGUUGCUGGACCUCGAGGCCAAAAGUCCCUUGUACACGCAUUUUCUUGACACUCUGAAGGGUGUUACAACCCUGCGAGCAUUCGGUUUCGUCCCUGAGCAUAUUCAGAAGAACGCGCGCCUGAUCAACUCCAGCCAGCGACCUGCGUAUCUCCUUCUCAUGAUCCAAGAGUGGCUGAACCUCGUUCUCGACGUCGUGGUCAUGGUGAUGUCGGUGAUCCUGACGACUCUUGCUGUUCGACUCCAUUCCAACUCUGCCUUCGCCGGUGCUUCUUUGUUCUCCCUUAUGAGCUUCGGGGAAAGCAUAUCAGGCAUUGUCAUGUAUUACACCAAGCUCGAAACCUCCAUCGGCGCAAUCGCCCGACUCAAGAUAUUCAACGAAACCGUCAAACCGGAGGACACAGAGGAAGAGGACACCAUUCCCCUCGAGCAGUGGCCCCAGACCGGAGUGGUUGAGUUGAAUGGUGUAUCCGCGAGCUACGCCACCAGCGAAGAAGACCAAUCCAACCUCGCCCUCCACAACAUCCACCUCUCCAUCAACCCCGGCGAAAAAGUCGCCAUCUGCGGCCGCACCGGCAGCGGCAAAUCCAGCUUCAUCGCCCUCCUGCUGAAACUGCUCGACCCCGUCCCCUCCAGCGCCAACAGCAUCACCAUCGACAACAUCCCCCUGCACCGCAUCCACCGCCCCACCCUCCGCCAACGCCUCAUCGCCGUCCCCCAAGAAGCCGUCUUCCUCCCCGACGGAUCCACCAUCCAAGCCAACCUCGACCCCUCCUCCAUCUCCACCCCCUCCGAAUGCACCUCCAUCCUCACCGCCAUCGGCCUCUGGAACUUCGUCCAGGACCGGGGCGGACUCAACGCCCCCAUGAGCGCCGGAACAUUCAGCGCCGGCCAGCGCCAACUCUUAUCCCUUGGACGCGCAUUACUCCGACGUCGCCUCCGAGCCCGAAAUAACGCCGACAGCGGAAUCCUCUUACUCGAUGAGGUGAGCUCGAGUGUCGACCACGAGACGGAACGAGCGAUGCAGGAUAUUAUCCGUACCGAGUUCAAAAACUACACGGUCAUUGCGGUGAGCCAUCGACUCGAUAUGAUUAUGGAUUUUGACCGCGUGGUGGUCAUGGAUACGGGGAAGAUCGUGGAGGUCGGCAAUCCGGCCCUCUUGGCGGAACGGACAGAGAGCCGGUUUGGGGAUUUGGUGAGAACCGGAGCGAAGUAG
Molecule: messenger RNA, 4392 nt
Organism: Aspergillus sclerotioniger CBS 115572
Lineage: Eukaryota; Fungi; Ascomycota; Eurotiomycetes; Eurotiales; Aspergillaceae
Product: putative ABC multidrug transporter
Exons: 8
Coding region: 1-4392 (1463 amino acids)
Biological process (GO): transmembrane transport
Cellular component (GO): membrane
Molecular function (GO): ATP binding; ATP hydrolysis activity; ABC-type transporter activity
Source: RefSeq, a predicted model, not a curated record